Molecule: messenger RNA, 415 nt
Organism: Cylicocyclus nassatus
Lineage: Eukaryota; Metazoa; Nematoda; Chromadorea; Rhabditida; Strongylidae
Source: the annotation of a GenBank genome assembly
GGAGAUCGUGAGUGAUUUGCAAUUUCUCAAGCUUGCAUUUUUGUAGCUUUUUGUUGGAUAAAGUGUGAAAGCGAGUGAAUUUGGCGAAGUUCUGGGCCAUGACUGAGCAAAGGACGCAACGGGAACGAAGAGUAGGAUGUCCAUUCUACUGUCAGCGAAAUUUGCAAAUGGUGUUCCUCUGUCAACAUCUAUUCUUCGUCUCAGCAAAUCCUACUACCCAGUAUGUUGCUUGAAUGUCUCUCAAAUAGGUGAGUGUGUGAAUGCUGAUAUGGGAACGCUUGGUGACGUUGCGCGGCUCUUGUUACACAAUCUUCCAAAGCUAAACACCUCUUGUUUUGUGUUGUUUUUAUCUUUGUACUACCAUGUUGUUUCAACAAUAAUUAUGUUUGCACGGCUAUCAUUUGUUUUGAGAUAA